Insectozyma verbasci is the source of this 564-nucleotide messenger RNA. NCBI's taxonomy places the organism in Eukaryota, Fungi, Ascomycota, Pichiomycetes, Serinales, Debaryomycetaceae. The record is from the annotation of a GenBank genome assembly.
AUGUUAAGAUCAAUCCCAUUUGCUACUAGAUCAAUCAGAUCAUUUUCAUCAACUUCAAAGGUAUUAGGUACUAAAAUCUUCUUUGAAACUUCAAUUGAUGGUGAAAAACAAAAACCAAUCAAAUUUGAAUUAUAUGAUGAUAUAGUUCCAAAAACUGCUGAAAAUUUCAAAGUUUUAUCAACUGGUGAAAAAGGUGUUGGUUAUAAAGGAUCAAUUUUUCAUCGUAUAAUUCCUGAUUUCAUGUUACAAGGUGGUGAUUUUGAAACUGGAAAAGGAUAUGGUGGAUAUUCACCAAUUCAUGGUAAAAAAUUUGCUGAUGAAAAUUUUAAAAUUAGACAUGAUAGAGAAGGCUUAUUAAGUAUGGCUAAUGCUGGACCAAAUACUAAUGGUUCUCAAUUCUUUAUUACUACUGUUCCUUGUCCUUGGUUAGAUGGUAAACAUGUUGUAUUUGGUGAAGUUAUUGAUGGCUAUGAUGUUGUUAAAAAAAUUGAAAGUUAUGGUACUCCAUCUGGUCAAACUAGUUCAAAAAUAGUAAUUGAAGAUUCUGGAAUUGCUAAAGAUUAA